GAGACAAAAAACUCCCUGUCCUUAGGUUUUCAGUCUUGUGGACUGAUCAUAUGUGUUGAAGGGUAGCAGUAGUCCAGACAAAUAAGCACCAACUACAUUCAGAUACCUAAGACCCUUUUAACUGUUAUCAACAGCCAUGAAGUACAGGACAGUGGUCAUGUAUAUGGAGAUAGGAUGUUUUGUUAUUUGCGUGUGUGGAUGGAUCCUUGUUAUUUCUACAAUGCCAAUUGAGACCUGGACCUGGUCAGAGGUAGAAAGCAUAGUUCUUACUACUUCUAACUACUUCUACAAUUUAUGGAAAAGCUGUGUCUCAGAUUCAACAGGAGUUUCUGACUGCAAGGGAUAUCCAUCGAUGCUUGCCCUUCAACUGUAUUUACAUUUGAGCCGUUCUCUGAUCAUCAUCGCAAUAAUCUUGGGAUUCUUUGGAGCCAUUCUUGCUUUAGUGGGAAUGAAGUGUACCAAGAUUGGAGGGACUGAAAUUAUUAAUGCCAGAGUGACAUUUGCAGCUGGAAUGAACUAUCUGAUUUCAGGAAUAUGUGCUAUGUUUGCUUUCUCCUGGUUUGGCGACAGGGUUGUGUCUGAAUUUAAAAACCCUAACUUCAAGGGACAAAAGUUUGAGUUAGGUGCAGGUCUGUUCAUAGGCUGGGGUGGAUCCUUUCUGUUGAUAUGUGGGGGCCUUGUCUACAGCAUCUUUGCAGGAAUAGAGGGCUGUAGAUCAAGCCCGGAGAAUACAGAUGUGCCAGUGUACACCACUUACCGUGCUCCCCUAUCAUAUGGUUAUUACUCACCUAAGCCGGCUAACACCUUGCCACCAUCCUCAAUCCCUGACAGAGAGAGCCGGAAGUCCAGAAACCCCAGCAGGAGCUCUGUCAGACCCACCAGUACAGACGCUUAUGUGUAGAGUUGAGAAGGCUCUCAAAACACAAGAAAAGAUGCCAAAUGCAAUAGUUCAAAAGAUGACAAUGAAGUGUAUUUGCAACUACCAUCUUUCCGAAUAAAACUGUAUUGUUAAGA
Alosa sapidissima (American shad) is the source of this 1014-nucleotide messenger RNA. Its product is annotated as claudin-10-like. The record is from RefSeq and is a predicted model, not a curated record. Gene Ontology annotation, biological process: bicellular tight junction assembly; cell adhesion. The transcript is spliced from 5 exons. Gene Ontology annotation, molecular function: structural molecule activity. The coding region runs from base 137 to 901 and encodes 254 amino acids. NCBI's taxonomy places the organism in Eukaryota, Metazoa, Chordata, Actinopteri, Clupeiformes, Clupeidae. Gene Ontology annotation, cellular component: plasma membrane; bicellular tight junction.